AUGAGAAAAUCAUAUGUACGUUUAAAAUUUUUGUAUAUAAUUAUUGCAAUGAGUUUUAUAUUAAAUACAAUUUCUAUUACAUAUUUUUUUCCACCAUUAUCAUCGGAUUUAAAACACUCUACAGUCAAUUCGAGAACAUGGAAUGAUAAUAUUCUCAGUACUAUCGAACGAUCUACAAAAGCACUUGAAAAACUUAAAAGAUUAUUAUCUAAUGUUAUGUCUCCAAAUGAUCAACCAUGGAUUUGGAUAUCUACAGGAGAAUAUCCAUCUGUACCUUAUCAACCAACUAAACUCUUAAAUGAACAUAUUCCAAAAACAUUAUAUAAUGUUACAAAAUUACCUAAAUCUGUUAUCAAUGAAGUUAAUCGCGUUUGUAAACGUUUAAAACAAUGUGAUAAAGCCGGUGGAGAAAUUUGGUGUAAAUUAUUUCAAAAAACUUAUGUAAAUACACUUGAAACAACGACAACACUACUUGAUGAUAAUUCAACAUAUAUAAUAACUGGUGAUAUUGAUCUUAUGUGGUUACGUGAUAGUAGUGCACAAGUUCAUCAAUAUUUACCAUUAUGGAAUGAUUCAGAUAUUCAACGUAUUAUUGAAGGUCUUAUUCGUCGACAAAUUCAAUUUAUUUAUUCUAAUCCAUAUGGAAGUGCAUUUCGUUUAAAGCUUCGUCCAAAUCCUCCAUCCGAUGAUUCUCUUCUACCAAUACAUACUCGUAAAGGUCGAAAUGUACAUGUUGCUAUGCAUAAUUAUGAAUUAGAUAGUUUAUGUUAUCAUAUACGUUUAAGUUAUUCAUGGUGGAAACAAAGUCAACGAACAAAUGUAUUUGAUGAUCAAUGGUUAGUUGCAAUUUCAAUGAUAAUUCAAGUUAUGAUUAUUGAACAACAUCAUACACAAAUUUCACCUUAUCGUUAUACAGAAUUACAAAAUAAUUAUCAAGGUAUUCCAGUUGCUUAUACAGGAAUGACUUGGAGUGGAUUUCGACCAAGUGAUGAUCCAACAACUUAUGGUUAUCUUAUACCAAGUAAUAUGAUGGCAUCUGUUGUUUUAGAACAAUUAACUGAAAUGAUUAUAAAUCUAUUUCCUGAACAAAUUCAACUUUUACAACAAAUUGCACAAUUACAAGCAGAUAUUCUUUCUGGUUUAAAUACUUAUGGUGUAACAGAUCAUCCAAAAUAUGGAAAAAUUUAUGCAUAUGAAACUGAUGGUUUUUCUAAAUAUCUUCUUGUUGAUGAUGCCAAUGUACCAUCACUUCUUUCAGCAUCUUAUUUUGAUUUUAAAACACCUUAUGAUCCAUCAAAUGAACUAAUUCAAUCAACACGUCAAUUUAUUUUAUCAAAAAAUAAUACAUUGUUUUUUGAAGGAAAAUAUGCAUCAGGUAUUGGAAGUCAACAUACACAAGCAAGAUAUGUUUGGCCAAUGGCUAUUAUUAUGGAAGGAUUAACAAUGAUUAUUGACAAUAAAACAAAAAUAGAUCUAGAUUAUGUAUGGGAAAGAUUAGAAGUAAGUCAUGCCGAUACAUUUGCUAUGCAUGAAAGUUUUAAUGUCGAAAAUCCAAAACAAUUUUCUCGUCCCUGGUUUGCCUGGGUUAAUUCGCUUUUUUCUGAAUUGAUCUUAACUCAUUUGGAUCAUUUAGAAGAAUGGUUACGUUAUCGACGACCAGCUAAUUUAGAUCAACGAUUGUCUAAUAUAAAUCAACGACCGCCUAAUAUACAUCCACGAUUGCCUACUACAAGUCGACGACCGUCCAAUAUAGAUUCACAAUUGUCUAAUAUAAGUCGACUACCGCGUAAUUUAGACCCACAAUUAUCUAAUACAAGUCAACGACCGCCUAAUAUAGAUCCACGAUUGCCUAAUAAAGAUCGACGGCCGUCUCAUGUAGACCCACGAUUAUCUAAUAUAGAUCCACAAUUGUCUAAUACAAGUCAACGACCGCCUAAUAUAGACCCACAAUUGUCUAAUACAAGUGGACCACCAUCUAAUAUAGACCCACAAUUGUCUAAUACAAGUCGACGACCAUCUAAUAUAGACUCAUUAUUGUCUAAUACAAGUCAACGACUGUCUAAUAUAGAUCCACAGUUGUCUAAUACAAGUCGACAACCGUCAAAUAUAGAUCCACAAUUGUCCAAUACAAGUCGACGAUCGUCUAAUAAAGAUCCACGAUUGCCUAAUAAACAUCCACGAUUAACUAAUAAAGAUCGACACCCGUCUAAUACAGAUUGA
This is a messenger RNA of Adineta steineri, 2220 nucleotides long. The record is from the annotation of a GenBank genome assembly. Lineage: Eukaryota; Metazoa; Rotifera; Eurotatoria; Adinetida; Adinetidae.